This is a messenger RNA of Kwoniella botswanensis, 2454 nucleotides long. RefSeq lists its product as uncharacterized. The record is from RefSeq and is a predicted model, not a curated record. The transcript is spliced from 5 exons. Bases 1 to 2454 code for a protein of 817 amino acids. Lineage: Eukaryota; Fungi; Basidiomycota; Tremellomycetes; Tremellales; Cryptococcaceae.
AUGGCUUCGUCCUUGCUCGAGGUGUCUUUCGAUGCGAAUCGACCUCAAACUAACCAAGGGAUCACCCCUUCUCCUGCUGGAUCACCUCGAAUACAAAGACCAGCCUCUCAAACUUCUCUACAUAUCGCUCCGAGCAGUAAUUACUCUCCCAAUCCUGGUCAUGAACAAUCCCCUCACCCCAUGUCUGCCUACCCUAACCAGGCGUACAGACACUACCAACCUACUUCAAUGUCUCUGCCUGCGCCAGGUAGCUUUCUCCAAGGUUCUUACCCCAGUACUGCUCCUCCUGUUCCGUUCUACCCAGGUGCUGCUCCGAUCUACGAUUCGAGGUCCUCCCAGCCGAUGAUCAGAACGGUCAGUCAUGCCCACCCUAUGAACUCAGCUACCGAAGCUACCGUAUCGUCUCGAUACUCUUCUUCACCCCAUUCAGCUACUGGGCUCCCUCCUUUGGACGGUCCACCCACCGCUUCUGGACAACAAACGAAUCCGUACCACAGCUUGGACAUGCAAACUCCAUCCUUUAACUUCCAAAGCAGUGAUUCCGAUUCUAGACAUAUCAAUCCCUCGCUUUUUCAACCUAGUGGAAGUUACUCGAUGUCAAGAUCUACCUCCGGAGCGAGCGAUUUUGGUCCUGAGACCACUCGACUUGUCACUCCUGGAUUUGACUAUAGGUCAGAUCGAUUAUCACCCGCCGAACAUGAGUUACGAAAAGUAUCGGACUCGCUAGGUGACUAUAACCCUUCUAACCCAUUGGGAGGGAGGAGGUUAUGGUCUUCAUCAACCUCAUCUACUUUCACUCCUUCUUUCGAUCUGCAACCGCAUUCGAUCCAUCUGGGACCUCACCCUCAACCGCCACCUGACAGUAUCUUCUUUGGUGGAUCGAGAGCCAAUUACUCGAAUGAUCAUUUCACCAUGUCCGCUGAAAGGGGUGGAGAGUCAAAACCGGAUCUCUUCUCUUUGGGCUUCGGUAAUGGUAACUCCCACGAUGCGGAUACUGAAUACGAAAGGGAAAGACAAAAUCAGAUCAUGACUAAUAAAAAGCUUUUGGAGGAUGUUGGGCUCGGUAACCCUUCUUCGUACUCCUUCCGAUCUUCGAGGAACAGCAGUAGUACUGGGGGAGGACGUCCUCGAAAAGGCUCUACUCCCAUGAGGCAACGUCUCCGACUCGACGGACCUGUGCGAGCUUCACCCAGGAUCAAGGAGAUGGGACGAAAUAUCUCAUAUGCCAAUCUCGAUGACGAUGAUCGACAUGCUGCUGGAAGUGAGGAUGAGGAUGAGUAUGAUUCUGAUGCUGCUCGAGAGGAAGAGGAUGAUUUCAGACCUAGCAAGAGAUCAAAGGGCAGUAAAGGUGGAUACAGAACUAAAUCGGCCGCGUAUAGUGCACCCAAGAUGGUCGCUAAACCCCAACUUUCACUUUGGGGCUUACUUCAGGUCUACGGCGAUAUCCCCUUCCUCUUCCCCUUAUUCUACUACACUCUCAACAAUGAUCUCACCAUCAACUCCGACUCUGUACCAUUGAUCGGAUCUAUUCCUUCAACUUGCACUCCGCUCGAGAAGGCUGAUACGCUCCGAGGGUUCUUUCAUCGAGGACGAAGAGUGCUGGCUCAACUCGAUGCUUUCACAGCUAGGUGUGAUAGGAAGUACGAAGGACCCGACGAAAGAUGGCCUGAGCUCGACUAUCAUACUCGGAUCGCAAUAAGAGACGUUAGAAGAAAAGUGGUUGAGAGAUGUGAGAAUUACAAGUACACGAGAAGAGAUAUUCUCGAUAAGUGUCUUGGCAAAAACAAAUGGCCACCUAUCGAUGAAGGAUUACUGGAAUGGCGAGUCGGCAUGAGUACGAAUGAUCCUGCUGGUGAUCUGGUCAAUGUCACUUUGACAUUACCUACUCCACCACCAGAAGUGUACAGCCAACAAAUGCGAUACGGCAAUAUCUAUACGUCUUCGACCAGUAGCGGUAGAUCGAUCAAACCUUUCCCUCGAUCCAGAGUCGGUUCUUCCGUACCUCGAACAAUCAGCAUCGACAUGGGUGAACCUGAAGAUUCUUAUUCUUCCCAUCCGCAAACUUCCACUGGAUGCCCUACGGGACAUAGUGGAUUAUCAAUCUAUCCUCCUCCCCUGACUUCCAAUGGAGGUAUGUAUGCCUCCUCAGCUAUCAUACCUCCUCCACCAAUGUAUGGCGAAGACGAAGUUCCCAUGUCGGUUCAAAUGCCCUCUUCAGCUCCUGCACCUGCCCUUACCCCUGCUACUGGACCAGGCGGUAUGAACAUGGGAAUCACUACUGCUCCUCCACCCCUCACUUCGAGCGUCCCCUCGUCUACUGCUGGAUGGUCCGCGGGGAACAAUCAUACCCUGGGACAAAGAGGUGUCAAGAGAUCGAGAAGUCAUGAAGAUCGACAAGCGGGUGUGGGGGAUGAUGAUGCUCAAUCGUUUGAGAGUGAAGAAGACGGUCAUUGA